Cornus florida is the source of this 935-nucleotide messenger RNA. Its product is annotated as auxin-responsive protein IAA17-like. The record is from RefSeq and is a predicted model, not a curated record. Gene Ontology annotation, cellular component: nucleus. Gene Ontology annotation, biological process: regulation of DNA-templated transcription. The coding region runs from base 81 to 722 and encodes 213 amino acids. Gene Ontology annotation, molecular function: protein binding. NCBI's taxonomy places the organism in Eukaryota, Viridiplantae, Streptophyta, Magnoliopsida, Cornales, Cornaceae. The transcript is spliced from 5 exons.
ACAAACUACACUUUGCAAAGCCAAAGAGUCAAAAAUAACAAGCAGAGUCAAUAUUCAUAUAGGAGCCUACCAAGAAAGAGAUGUCACCGGAAACGACCAAAAUGGCACCGGAAACUGACGCCACCGGCAUGAAUUUCAAAGAAACCGAGCUCACCCUAGGUUUACCAGGCGAAUCUCGGUCUCAAAAAUCCGGCGCGAAGCGUGGAUUUUCCGAGACAGUUGAUUUGAGCCUAGGAAGCUUUAGCAAUGUUAGUUGCCCUGACAAAAAUUGCACCGGUGAGCAAUCAGAAAACGAGGUCUCCGGUGUGUCGAAGCCUCCUAUUGCAAAGGCACAAGUGGAAGGGUGGCCACCGGUGAGAUCAUUUAGGAAGAAUAUAAUGAAGACAUGCAAGUUCGUGAAAGUGGCUGUGGAUGGAGCUCCUUUUUUAAGGAAAGUUAAUCUGGAGAUGUACAACAGCUAUCAGCAGCUGUUGAGUGCACUAGAGGAGAUGUUUACAUGCUUCACCAUCGGUAAUUAUCAGAAUGAGAGGAAGCUUAUGGACCCUGUAAAUGGGAUUGAAUAUUUACCAACAUACGAGGACAAAGAUGGUGACUGGAUGUUAGUUGGAGAUGUCCCAUGGAAAAUGUUUAUGGAAUCGUGCAAGAGGAUACGGUUGAUGAAAAGCACAGACGGAAUUGGGAUAGCACCAAGGACACCUCAGAAAUGCUCAAGCACAAGUUGAAGAUUGCUUUAACUUGCGCAUACUUGGCUUCUUAGUUGAUGUACAGAGGCUUUAGGUUUCACUUUUGAGAAGUUCUAGCUAGAAAGAAGAUCAUGAGAAUUAUAAUACAGACAUGUCUUUAAUUAUUCGUGUAUUGCUCUUGUAGCUCAAUUUAUAUUUUGGGAUUAUUACACUUCUACAAACUUUUAUUUAUGAAAAAAUAGUUGAAAUUCU